CCUGGUGUGUGCCUUGCCUAGUUUCACUUGAUACUCUUCAGGAAUUAUGUAGAAAAGAAAAGCUCACAUGUAAAUCGAUUGGAAUCACCAAAAGGAAUCUAAACAAUUAUGAGGUGGAGUACUUGUGUGACUACAAGGUAGUAAAGGGUGUGGAAUAUUAUCUUGUAAAGUGGAAAGGAUGGCCAGAGUCUACAAAUACUUGGGAGCCCUUGAGGAACCUCAGGUGUCCACAACUGUUGCAGCAGUUCUCCAAUGACAAGAGUACUUACUUAUCUCUGGUAAAGAAAGGCAAGGCAGUCACUCCAAAAAACAGUAGCAAAUCCUUGCCAUCAGCUGUCUCUGAGUAUAUUGUAAGGAAAGCCAAGCAAAGAAUAGCUCUGCAGAGAUGGCAAGAUUACCUCAACAAAAAAAAGAACCACAAAGGGAUGAUAUUUGUUGAAAAUACGGUUGACUUGGAGGGCCCGCCUUUAGACUUCUACUACAUUAAUGAGUACAGGCCAGCUCCAGGAAUCAUCUUAAACAAUGAAGCUACCUUUGGAUGUUCGUGUACAGACUGCUUCUUUGAAAAGUGUUGCCCUAUUGAAGCUGGAGUUGUUUUGGCUUAUAAUAAGAACCAACAAAUUAAAGUCAAACCUGGCACUCCCAUCUAUGAAUGCAAUUCAAGGUGCCAAUGUGGACCUGAUUGUCCCAAUAGGAUUGUACAAAAAGGCACACAGUAUUCCCUGUGCAUCUUUAGAACUAGCAAUGGUUGUGGCUGGGGUGUAAAAACCCUUGUGAAGAUUAAAAAAAUGAGUUUUGUCAUGGAAUACGUUGGAGAGGUAAUCACAAGUGAAGAAGCUGAAAGGCGUGGACAAUUAUAUGACAACCAAGGAAUCACAUAUCUUUUUGAUCUGGACUAUGAAUCUGAUGAAUUCACAGUGGAUGCAGCUCGAUAUGGAAAUGUGUCUCACUUUGUGAAUCAUAGUUGUGACCCAAAUCUUCAGGUCUUUAAUGUUUUCAUCGAUAACCUUGAUACUCGGCUUCCCAGGAUAGCACUGUUUUCCACAAGAACCAUAAAAGCUGGAGAAGAGCUGACUUUCGAUUAUCAAAUGAAAGGUUCUGGAGAAUUAUCUUCAGAUUCUAUUGACCAUAGCCCUGCCAAAAAAAGGGUCAGAACUGAAUGUAAAUGUGGGGCUGAGACUUGCCGAGGUUACCUCAACUGAAACUUAAAGAAAUGGAGCCUCAUGAUUGUUUUGUUUUGUUCUAAGAACUGAAAAAGUAUUUGGGAUGCCUUUCUAUCAUCAAGAUUAUAUGUAUAUGUUAAUGUACAACUUGUGUCUCAACCAAAGUACAUUACUAUUGCUUCUGAAGAGGACUGCAGGGCCACAUAAAUAGAAUGUAUUUGGUGGUUACAUACUAAAUAUGGAAAGUGAACUGUUUCCAAAUCACCAUACACUUAGUUAAGAAAUCUGAAUAGACAAGUGUCCCCUUUAGUGUUUGAAAAGCAAUGAGGCAAUGGCUGUUACUAUGACAAGCAGAUAAUUCAAUUUAGGUAAAUGUACAGAUUUUAUUUUUUUUUACUCUAUUGUUCCUACUUAAUACUCACUGAUCUUGUAUUUGAGACAAAUAGGCGGCACUGAAUAUUUUUACUAUAUUUUCUACUUUUGCAUUAAAACAUUGGCAUCUUAAUGAUAUAUUUCAGGUAUAAAAGUAAAUGUGAAAGCUUCUUUCAGCUUGAUCUCAUUUUGAAGUAAUAGAUACCAUUACAAAGACUGUAUGUAUGAACCUGAAAUUCUUAAGAGUUUUUAACCCUGUUAAAGGAAAAUCUCUGAUCACCUUCUCUAGAAGUCCAUAGUGGCUGGCCAUUAUGCUUCUUUGAUAGGACAUAACAAUAUGACUAAGAGGACCAUUGGAGUGCCAGGCAAGGUAGGUGAGUAUGAAGAGAGCCACAGCAUGAACAGCCUCAGAGUGCACACUGAGUAGCUCUCCUCUAAACAGAAGGGCAAGACCCCUGGAGAGCACCUGCCCUAAAUGGCAGUGCCAUGAACAUCAUGUAACUGUCACUGCCAGGCAGUUUUAACAGUUCUUUUCCACUAAGUUGAAUUAUUUUUGCAUUUUCUGCAUGUCCUUGAAAAGUAAUCUAUAUUUUGAACAGAUACUUGUUUUAUACAAGAAUUUUUUAGAAAAUUUGGCCAAAGUUACAUCUGAUUGAACUUUUAUUAACCUGUGGGGAUUAGAUAGGAUUUCUCCCUGUGUAGUAAAACCAAAUAAAGAAAAAACUUACUUUCAUCUCUCUGGGUCUAGGAGUUCUAAUCAUAGUGUACGUACAGUGUGAAAAGAAAAAAUGCAGCAAAUCCUUUCUUUGUGUCCUGAUUAAGACUUUCCUAAGCUCUCUGCUCUGGGCUGUAAUAGACUAUCAUAAGCUCGAGUAAAAUGAACUAAAUUCAGCACUCCCUUUAUCUUCCGAACUCAACCUGUUACUUGCCUUCACAAGGCUGCUUGUUCACAAUACGUAGGAGACACUGUUUGCAUGUUUGGGGCCUCAUUGUAUGUCUGCUACCCAGAAUUUUCAGAAUGUGUCAAGAAAAUAUAUUUUUUAAUCACA
Messenger RNA from Cricetulus griseus (Chinese hamster), 2584 nucleotides. The record is from RefSeq and is a predicted model, not a curated record. Lineage: Eukaryota; Metazoa; Chordata; Mammalia; Rodentia; Cricetidae.